AUGGAGCUCGACAACACUUCAACGCCCCUCGACUGGGCACCAACAACGGAAUUUGCAGGCCCCGAGGUCGAGCAAUUCGCCAAUGCCCUCGAUGACUGCCUGACCGGACGCGCACCCGGAUACGAUGCUCGUGAGCGCCUGCUUGCGCUGCCGCGCAUAUUCCACAAGAACGCGACGCAGCGUCUGGCGAAACUGCGACCUGGGAGGCUGCGGACGGGCGAUGACAUGGACAUGGACACGGACGAACUGGACAAUGAGAUCUCGCAGGACACUGAGGCCGAGAUACAACGACUAGAAAAGGAGGUUCAGACGUGGGAUCUACUGCAACGAGUGCUUCCGCUACGAUACUCCGAUGCCGAGAACGAGUCACACGUUGCGCGCUUGGAACGGGUGGCAGACAAACCCAGCCGUGCGACGACGCUGGAAUCCUUCUUCGAGAGCGACCCGACUGCCCGCGAGCGAAGGGCCGUCCUCCAGUGGCUGCAGACCAGCGCGGCUUCGGGCCCCGAUAUCGACGAGAUGACGCGUGAGCUGCAGCGGAAUGCGGAUCGAGGCGAUAUCAUUGCACAUGGCUGGCUGCACACACGCUCUGCAAUCAAGAUGAAGAAGAGCGUCACGGGCUGGUCGCAAUUACUAGACCAGCAGCCUGGGAACGGCACCUCCAACCAUCUGACCUCGUCGAGCGAACCCAUGGUCACACAGCUCGACCCCGAUGCGUGCACGCGACAGGGGCGCAAGCUACAGCCCCAAGACGAGUAUUUUGAGCGCGCCAUCUGGCUGGGCUGCUUCGAGCAUCUGCGUCGGGGCAGCACUGCGGCUACGAUCCAGGAAUGGUGCCAGGAGCGGACAGAGGUGUGGCGUUCCGUCUCCAUGUCAGGCUUGCUCCUACCAGCACAAGACGGCAAUGAAGCGCCCACCGAUCUGAGUGAGAGCUCGUUGGUGCUUUGGCGGCGCAUGUGCUAUGCGCUAGCAACGCAGGGCGGGACGAGUGACCAUGAGCGCGCGGUGUACGGCGUGCUCUCCGGAGACAUUGAGAGCGUGGAGAAGGUGGCCAGGUCCUGGGACGAUCUCCUCUUCGCUCAUUACAACGCCCUUCUGCGCACGCAGCUGGACUCUUUUCUUUUGAACCAAUGCGCGGGAGGAGAGGCGGCGCAUCUCACACAGACGUUCCCUUCGCUGAACGCCGUGUCGGUGCACGGCGAAGAGGCUGGCGUGGAGAAGCGUCUGGUCAGGCAGCUCGCAGCUCGCCCCUCUGUAGCCGACGAGGCGAAGGAGCCCACCAAGGCGUUGCAGGCUUCCAUAGUUGCGAAUGAGUUGCAUCAAUACCUGUCCGAGCAGGGUCGGCACCUUGCCUCCCCGACCCGCGGUCUCGAUCAGCCACAAUACUUUCAGCACGCGCAGACCGAUGGGUUGCGGAUUAUCGCGCACGUUUACGUGCUUCUUUCGCUGCUUGAGGAUGUGACGGCAAAAUCUAUUCAGCAGCGCAAAACGGAAGACGAGAUCAAAGCGCAAGAAACGAUUGUCGCAUGGUAUGCCGGGUACCUGCUUCGACAGCAGCUGCAAGAGCUUAUACCAUUGUAUUCUUGUGUCUUGACGAUACCACGGAGAUACGAGGUGCUGAGCGAGAAUCUCAUCGAGGAGGAGGAGACAGAACGCCGAAUCACGCUUCUCAAACUAGCUCGCAAGGCCAACAUUGACAUAAUGGAGUAUGUCAGGACGCAGGCAAAUAUCUUCUACCAGAAGGUCACCGAGUCGCCGACAGCAACCAAGGGGGCGCCAGCCGUGUUCCGGAUUCUGGAGGAGAGCACGCCCGAUUCCCAGUCUGGACAGUUCAUCAAGGCGGACUUCCUCGGUGAUGACGAAGAGCAGCUCGCCGAUGCUCUGGAUGAGUAUCUCGUGCGGUCCCUGGAGUGGCUGUUGCUCGUCGACGAAGCGUGGCCAGAUGUCUUCAGCAUGGGUGUGAAAGCCUUUGUGUUCUUUUUGCGCAACAUGCAUCUCGACGCAGCAAGGCGGUUGAUGAAGAGCAUAUCGUUCAGCGCUAUUCUGGCGGAGCGCUUCGGAGUAGAAGACGAGUCCAUGGCCAACAGCAUUGAGUUCUGGGCUGAGCAGCUGGAAGGGUUGCCUGGUAAUGUGCAGACAUCGCCUCUUCAGGUCAUGACCGAUGCGCAAAAUUUCCGUGAUCUGGGUCAUCUGGUGCAGGCGCUGGAUAGCCUGGAGACGACUGGGGCAUUUGCUACCAUUGCCGGAGAUGCCGAUGUCAACACAAAAGCAGCUCAAUGGCGUCCGGAGCUCAUCAACGCCGUCAAGGUCACAAAGGAGAGCAUGCAGCCGUUGCUGCACAACUGGAUGCUUGCCAGCAUCCAGGACGGCAACGAAGCCCUGGCCGAGAUCCGCCAGAUGUACCUCCCCGAGACGAUUCUGGCCUAUGUCAAGUCCCUGCACUUUGCAGGCACGCGCCUGACGAGGGACUAUCUCCUGGAAUGCAUGGAGCUCGCGACAAUCAUCACAGAGCGCGACGCCGACCUAGAAGCCACCUUUGUCGAGGCGAAACGUGUCAGGGAGCUUCUCGAGGCGUUUGCCGCCAGCAGCAAGGCGCUGGCUAUGGCGCCAGGGGAGAGGACGGGCGCGCCGACAAAGGCGGGAGCCAAGAAGCUACGGGAGAAGGGCGCGACGCCACCCGUGCCGCCUCCCAAACCAGGGAGCCAUGAAGCCAGCGGCGUCAAUACGCCAGCUCUCCCCACAACAGCAGACGGUCGGCAGCCACCUGCUGCACAUGCGCCGCCGAGGCAGCAGGUCCCCGAUCCUGGAGAAGGGUGGUUGCCGCAGAUGCUACAGGACAAGUCGAAACAAGACAUUGCCGCCAUACUAGCCGACCAGAAACUACUCAACGCCCUGACCAACGCGCCCCAGACCAUCCACCCCAGCCUGUCAUCGUCCCACGAAACGCUACAACAAGCGCUCAAAGACAACAUUGCGUUGGCGAACCACGUGUCGCAGUUAUCGACACAACUGUCCCAUCAAAGAGGCGCGACGCAGGCGCAGCUGCUCAGCACCCAUGCGCUGGAGCGGACGUGGCGGGCGAAGGAGGCGGAGAUGGACAAUGCGCUCGCCCCGUUCGCCCCGGCGCGGCUCUACCAGCAGCUGAGCCAAGGGGUCAACGAGCAGGGACAGGUUUGCUCGGCCAUGGAGGAGAGCUUUCUGGAGAGCGAGGAUGGCGAGCUGGCGGAGAGGGAGGUUGCGGACUGGGUGCGUCGGGGGGCCAAGAUGCUGUCGUGUGGUAUAUAUUAUGCAUGGUGUGUGUAUAUAUGGGGUAUUGAUACGCUGGGUGAACUAUCUCAAUGUGCUAAAUGGGCUCUUCGCCAUGUCCGGGCUGCGAGGGCUGAUGGGUAG
Emericellopsis atlantica is the source of this 3390-nucleotide messenger RNA. RefSeq names its product 107-domain-containing protein. Gene Ontology annotation, molecular function: structural constituent of nuclear pore. Bases 1 to 3390 code for a protein of 1129 amino acids. The transcript has 6 exons. The record is from RefSeq and is a predicted model, not a curated record. Gene Ontology annotation, cellular component: nuclear pore outer ring; nuclear pore. Gene Ontology annotation, biological process: protein import into nucleus; regulation of DNA-templated transcription; post-transcriptional tethering of RNA polymerase II gene DNA at nuclear periphery. Lineage: Eukaryota; Fungi; Ascomycota; Sordariomycetes; Hypocreales; Bionectriaceae.